Canis lupus familiaris (dog) is the source of this 1685-nucleotide messenger RNA. RefSeq lists its product as uncharacterized. The record is from RefSeq and is a predicted model, not a curated record. NCBI's taxonomy places the organism in Eukaryota, Metazoa, Chordata, Mammalia, Carnivora, Canidae. The transcript has 10 exons. The coding region runs from base 912 to 1523 and encodes 203 amino acids.
GUGCGGGUUAGGGGCUGUCUCCGGAGCGCGUCGGGCCUGGCGGCUUCGGGGACCUCGACGAGCUCCGCGGCGGCCCACGUUCCCGCUGCAGAGUCUGGCUUUGCGGGGCUGGUGUCAGCGCCAUUCUCCCGGGCACACGUGCUCCUGUGGUUCAGGGGCGCGCUCCGCCGCGCCGCUCCCCGGGGCUGCUCCCCAGUGUUGGCGCGGACGCGGCAGCCGGGCUCGCCGCUCUGUUACGUGCCAGGGCGGGGCGAGGGCCGCCUGGCGUCUCCCAGCGCAGAGCUGGAGCCGGGCUCGCCGCGCCCCGCGGCCCUCCCCCGCCUACGGCUCUGUGGUGGCGCCCGGGAGGACCUUUGGGCUUGCGGAGCCACAGGGGCCGCCCCGCAGACCUCUGAGUUCGCAAAGGGUUGGGUGUUUUGCAGAGCCCUUCGGGGCUCCUGUACCUUGAUCUGUCAGGCCCCCAGACUCUGUAGAGCGAAGCAUCAUGAGGCUGGUCUGUGCCUAGAAUUGCAGGUUCUGCCGGUGUGUCAGCCCCACCACCUCUGGCAAGUUAAUGCUUCCGUGCUUCAUUUUCCUGCUUCCUCUGCCUAAUAAAGAACAUUUUGAUGCUAUGAAGGUUGUAGGAUAUGCACAUGACAACAUCCUGUAGGUUGAGAAGCAGGAAGCAGAAGCAAGUUUUCAUACAAGUUCGUAUAUUGAACGAUUGGAAUCUCUCAGCCCUGAGAUUCUGUUGAAAUCCAGGAGAUGGAGACACUAGAAGAAAAAAGGAACAAAAUUUUGUGACACUGGAUACGGAAAAGAUUUGUGAAACAGAAGAUGAAAAGCACAAAGGAAAGAUGAAUUAGAAUGGACUUCAUUAAAAUGAAAAGCAUUUGCUCCCCAAAAGACAUAGGUUGACGAUACUGAGCAGAAUGUUCCUGCCUGGAAUUUGGAGGUCAAGGCUGGAAGAGGAGGUUCUUGCCAAAAGAAAUGAUGGAAGACCACAAAGUGUGAUGAGCUACUCAAUUUGCAGGAGGCAGCACAAAAUGGAACACACAGGCCGUGGCUGCCACUUCACCUGCUUGGGGGCCCCGUGUAACACAGAUAAAGACGAAGGGAAGAGAAUGGCAGGUUUUUUGAAGCAGCAGAUUCUCAAGACUGAAUCACUGGAGGUGAAUACCAGGAAAGCUGCAGGAAGCCUGGUGGGCUUGGGGUGGGCAGCAAAGCACUCUAUACACAACAGUGGACUGCCCUGCGCCCACCUACGCACCAUCAGGGUGGGCAUCUGUUUAUGCACCCCUGAGCAAGUUCACUGGGACAAAACUCUGAAUUUCUUGGAGAAACUACUUUCCCCCAGAAAAGGAGACAUCUGUGGGACAUACAUCACACAGGAGCCCUGUCUGGGGCUGUCCUGCGACAGUGAAGGUAAUCUCUACACCAAUCUCUUGUGGGGCUUGAACCCACAAGAGUCAUACGCUCCAGUGACUGAGCCAGCCAGACACCUCGGGCAUCAACAUUUUUUAAAGCCCCUCGAGGAGUUUUAACAUGGAGCCAAUGCUGAGAACAACUGCUAAGAGUCUACUCCAGUCCUCAAAUGCAAAAGUUUUUAUUAAAAAGAAAAAUAAGGCCAAAGAUUUCUUUUAAUUGGAAAAAGUAUAUUUUUUUCAUAUUCUCGUAUCUCAAAAGCUACCAAAGGGAUUUUUCCC